Messenger RNA from Zychaea mexicana, 1630 nucleotides. RefSeq lists its product as uncharacterized. Gene Ontology annotation, cellular component: nucleus. The transcript has 4 exons. Bases 469 to 1425 code for a protein of 318 amino acids. Gene Ontology annotation, biological process: regulation of DNA-templated transcription. Lineage: Eukaryota; Fungi; Mucoromycota; Mucoromycetes; Mucorales; Lichtheimiaceae. The record is from RefSeq and is a predicted model, not a curated record.
AUCAUGUAGUGCAUAAUUCUAGCAUAGUUGAUGACCCCACGGCCACAUUCUUCGCGUGCGCUGGGUAUAUGUGAAAUCAGUACACAGAUCUAAAUCAUAGACUACAGAUAACAUGCCAUACACACUGGCAGUGUGCCACUCUAUGUGACGUAUGACUAGCUAAACCUUCUUUAAUCCGGUUGUUCCACGAUAUGCGAGUUGGUUGUUGGACUGUCCUUGGGUGACUUGACAAAAUCUUAAAGUGCCUUAAAAAAAGCGGGAAACUCAGCAUUUUCUUUCUCUUUCUUUCUCCCAUCAAAAAAAGAGCGCGCGCUCUCUUUCUCUUCCUCGCUCCCACCUCCUCCUCACCAAUUCACCAUCCUCAGUGUAUAUACAUAUACCCUCACCUUUUAAUUCCUCUUUUUCAAUUCUCGCUCAUUCCCCCCACAUCUUCAAGAGCAAUUUAUAGCACGCUAUCUGAUAUUUAUCAUGAGUGCAUCCAUAGCCGAUAUUUUCGAAGAUUACGUAGAAAGUCUUCAAAAUUUACCCGGAGAGAUCGAUCAAAAUAUGCAAGAGCUGCGCAAUAUGGAUGAAGACUUUCAACGUAAAAAAAACCCAACAUUAUUAUUUUUUUCUUGCGUGAAUGGUGAUGAUGAUGGUGAUGAUAAUGGGAUAACUGAAAGGCAACAUUACGCAUACAUAGGGAUUCGUGAAACAUAUACAAAACAUCGACGAUCCUACGCCAAAGUCUUACGUACAAACAACGCCAACCCACCUGUCAACUUUGCAGCAUCUCGAUUACAACUCGAUAAGGAAUAUAAAAGCGCAGUACAAAAGCAAGAUCAAAAGAUUGAGUUAGCAUUGCGCAUGUACGAUCUCGUUUCAAAACACAUUGAACGUAUUGAUUCACAAAUGGCAAAAAGUGGCCUUGAUGGAGGCGAUUGGAUUACAAAUAGUGGUGGUGGUGGUGCUGCUGCUGCUACAAUGAAUGCAACGUCGACAGCAACAGUAAAUUCAGGAGCAACCACGAAUGGAAGACGAAGGCAACAACACCCGUCUAACAGUGCAUGGGAUGAUGGCAGUAGUUGGAGGACGAAUGGUGCCGAAAGUGGUGGUGGUGGUCCAAGAAAACGAUCUUCAUUGGGACCUUCAUCUGUUAGGAAACGAACACAUCAUUCUUCAAGGCCGACGCCAUCAAUAAGUCAUCACGGAUCCUUGGCAGAACUGGAAAUUGAUCCCAAUGAACCUCGAUACUGCAUCUGCAACCAAGUAUCGUUCGGUGAUAUGGUUGCGUGUGAUGGAGAAAAUUGUGAGAAGGAAUGGUUCCAUUACGCUUGUGUAGGCCUCGUCGCACCUCCCAAGGGAGCAUGGUACUGUGAUGAUUGCGCAGACGCAGCAAACGGAUAUCGAAAACGACUGAAGGGAUUGACCGAAGAUAUCGCCUAGCCCACAGUGUACAUCCCACUCUCCCACUCCCAUCACUUGUCUUCACCGGAUGCAGCACACAACCUUACUGAACAAAAAGAAAACGUAACAACAAAACCAAUGUAGAUACCAUACUUAUACUCGAGGCCUUUUUUUUUUCUUUCUUGCACCUUUCUUUUUCUCGUCCUUUAAGAAAGAAAUUCACUCUCUUGUGUCCCUGCAGGAG